AUGAGCUCCCGCGUCGCCCUCGCGUCGCCCGCCCCCGUCUCGAGCCUGUCGGCGUCGUCUGACCAGCACGGCUCGUCGUCUGACCGGAGGCGAAACAUGCCCACCGCCGUGCCCCCACGCACGUCGUCGACGCACCACCACGCCAACGGCGGAUCGAGCGCCCGACGCGCUGCACAGACGAGCGAGCGCCCCGCCAAUUCGCCCCGGCGAGCACCGCACCCCGAGCUGGCUAGGGACAUCAACGGCAACAUGGACGCGGCGCGCAUGGACGAGGCUGCCGCACAGAGCUCCCGCAACCGCCGGGCCAACCAGAUGGCUCAGGAGCCGCCGCAGCGGUCCAGCAGCACGCGCGAGACACGACCGUCGGUCCAGCCGCCAACGGCUGUCCGCACGCCGCCCACUGCCGGCCACCCGCCCAAGGGCCCCUCGCGAGAGGCGAGCGAAAUUCUUAAUAGCAUACUAAUCUCGCAGCCAGAGGUCGACAUUGAGCGGGAGAAGGAGCGAGUCGCCCAGGCCCAGCCGCAUAACGUGGGCAGCCAGGACGACGACGCGGCGACCCCCCCGGUCGUGGGCACCGGCGAAGACGAGAGCCGCCGCGGCGGAAGAAGCCGGCACGAUCAUUCCAAGAGAGAGAAGCACACAAAGUUUGGCGAGUACAUCUUGGGCAAUACCAUUGGCGAGGGCGAGUUCGGCAAGGUCAAGCUCGGGUGGAAGCAAGAAGGCGGCGUCCAGGUCGCCAUCAAGCUCAUCAAGAAGGACCAGCUGGGCAGCAACCCGUCCCGCAUGGCCAAGAUCAUGCGCGAGGUCGCCAUCCUCAAGCAGCUGACCCACCCCAACAUUGUGCGCCUGCACAAGAUGGAAGAAUCGGAGCGGCACUACGGCAUCGUGCUCGAGUACGCGUCGGGGGGCGAGCUGUUCGACUACAUCCUCAACCACCGCUACCUGCGGGACAAUGCUGCCCGGCGGCUGUUUGCCCAGCUCGUGUCGGGCGUCGGCUACCUCCACAAGAAGGGCAUCGUGCACCGCGAUCUUAAGCUGGAGAACCUGCUGCUCGACCGCAAUCGCAACAUUAUUAUCACCGACUUUGGGUUUGCUAACACGUUCGACCCCAACGAGGAGCUGUCGGAAGACGAGGAGGUGAACCUGACGGACCGCGAGUUCGUCAAGCGCAUGGGACUGGACAAGAUCAAGCCCAACGGCUCGCGCAAGGGCGACCUCAUGCAGACGAGCUGCGGCAGUCCCUGCUACGCAGCCCCCGAGCUGGUAGUCAGCGACUCGCUGUACACGGGCCGAAAGGUUGACGUCUGGAGCUGCGGAGUUAUUCUAUACGCCAUGCUCGCCGGCUAUCUUCCGUUCGACGACGACCCGGCCAAUCCCGAAGGCGACAACAUUAACCUCUUGUACAAAUACAUUGUCAACACGCCCCUCACCUUCCCCGAAUACGUCACUCCCCAUGCCCGCGACCUGCUGCGGCGUAUACUCGUGCCCAACCCGCGUAAGAGAGCGGACUUGUUCGAGGUCGCCCGCCACAGCUGGCUGAGCGAGUACGCCCACGUGGUCGAGUUCAUCACGUCAAGCACCACGACGCCCGGCGAGAUCCAAAACACGACGGUGCCGGCUGAGGACGAGGGCGAGGCGCCCGUCAUCACGCGGAGCGCCUCGGUGCGCGAGUCGUCCAAGAAGACGGCCCCGGCGCCCCCCAUCGGCGGCUUGGCCGCGAGCAAGCAGCGCACCAUUGAUCCCGAGGCCGAGAGCGCGUACGCCAAGCAGCAGCGAGACAACAAGCGCCGCACGGUGCAGGUCGAGUACGUCGCCCCCAACACGACAACACAGCGCGGAGACUCGUCAAGCGCACAACAGUCGGGUAGCAGGACUCGUGCCCGCUCAGGCAGCGAGGGCCCCGUGGAAAUCGGCGAUGUCGGCCCGUCGUCGCCCAGCGACAAGCCACUCCCCCGAGACCCCCCCGUCGCCAAGGACGCGUACGGAAAGGCGCCGGUCUCAUCACGGAGACCGCCGAGCUCUCACCGCAACCCACCCGUCGCCGCUGGUGCCGGGCGGCAAGGCCGAGAUACCCGCGCAGUAGCCGAUCCCGCCUACAUGGCAGUGGCGUCUACGACAUCUGCGGCUCGCCCUCCGACGGGCGGAUCCAUGCAGUCCAACGCCUCCCGCGGCGUGAGCGGGCGCGCGUCGUACGGGCAACCCGUGCCCCCAGAGCUGGCCGACACCAACGUACACGGAAGGAUCCAGCAGCCGCCAAAGGGCGGCCCCAAGCCCUACGGAAUGCCCAGCUCGGCUUCGCAGGAGCAGGGCAUGGAAUACGGCCGGCCCAGCAUCAGCGUGCCCCCCAAAUUCGCCAGGUUGUCUGGGUUUGCGCGAGAAGGCGAGGGCGCCGAGCCGCGGCCCUCGGCGGAGGUCAAGGGCCACAAAAGAUCCAGCACGAUGGGCGAGAUUGGAGGCAAGCUGUUUGGACGCAGUGGGUCCCUGUUUGGAGGCCGGAACCGGAAACGCACAGAGCAGCCAGGCGGCGAGAAGGGCAAGCGGUAUCCGCCCGUGAGCAUGAACAACUCGAUGCCGGCUGGCGAAGAGCCGCGGCCGUCGAUGGACUCGAAGCGCUCGCGCCGCUCCUUCUCGAUAGGGCUAGGAAAGAAGCGGUCUGGCAGCAUGACAGGGUCGCAGACGUCGCAGGAGAAGCACACUAGGCGUUUCUCCUUCAUCCCGACGUCGUUCUCGCUCAAGGCCAUCGGCAUCGGCAAGGGCGACGAGUCGGCUCCCCCCGACUCGCAGCAGGACCUGCCGAUCCAGGAACCCCCGGCCGUCGACCAGUACGGGCGGUUCAUCGACCAGAACGUCGACCGAGAACAUGCAGAUGCCGCGACCCUUGACGGCAUGUACGCGCAGCUGCGCAGUCCCCAGCAGGCCCCCGCCGACCCGUACGCGGGGCGCCACCAGCAAUACCCCAACAACCAGUACGGGCGGCCGUCCAACGUCGAGGGCUACAUGCCGGCGGCGGUGCUAAACACAGCCUCGGACGCCUCGGUCGACAACAUGCGCCGCCCGCUGGAGUCUGCCCCCUAUCCGCAGACGCUCCCGGCCCAGGACGACGGACGCAGGCCCGCGAACAGCGGCAAGCCCAACCGCGGCGUUCUCCAGAAGAACAAGCGCUUCGUCGACGCCUACGACACCGACUCGUACUCGCGGACCCACGACCACUCGGGCAGCAGCGGUCCAGCAAGGAAGGUCAUGGACUUUUUUAGGAGGAGAGGGAAGGCCAGGGGCGGCGAGGGCAGCUGA
Messenger RNA from Lasiosphaeria miniovina, 3291 nucleotides. RefSeq lists its product as uncharacterized. The record is from RefSeq and is a predicted model, not a curated record. Gene Ontology annotation, molecular function: ATP binding; protein serine/threonine kinase activity. Gene Ontology annotation, biological process: intracellular signal transduction; protein phosphorylation. The transcript has 3 exons. The coding region runs from base 1 to 3291 and encodes 1096 amino acids. Lineage: Eukaryota; Fungi; Ascomycota; Sordariomycetes; Sordariales; Lasiosphaeriaceae. Gene Ontology annotation, cellular component: cytoplasm.